Messenger RNA from Geosmithia morbida, 780 nucleotides. RefSeq names its product GMC oxidoreductase. The record is from RefSeq and is a predicted model, not a curated record. The coding region runs from base 1 to 780 and encodes 259 amino acids. Lineage: Eukaryota; Fungi; Ascomycota; Sordariomycetes; Hypocreales; Bionectriaceae. The transcript has 5 exons.
AUGGAACUUCGCAAAAGCAAGUAUGACUGGCCAUACAAGACUACCAUUAUCAAGCGCGAUGACUAUGAGCGGAUUGAGGAACUCGACACCCGCGGGAAGGUCCUCGGCGGUUCUAAGGGCACGUUCGACAUGUGGGAAGGACGGCAGCACCUACUCGAAGGAGCUCGUGGUAGUCCCAUUCCCAUCUCCCACUCGGAACUAAUCCCUGAGAUGCAAUGCUUCCAAGGACUUCUCACCGAAGCAUGGAAGUCCACGGGACAGUCUCUGCGUGAAAACAUAUCCGACGGGGAUACGAUUGGCUCUGACGCACAGCGUCAAAACCAUCUACAAGGGCUGCCGUUCCGGCAGCUUCCUCGCUGUGGCAGACAAGUCCAGCAUCAACUAUUCUGCCCGAGGUGCACUCCGAGGAGCUCAUCAUCGACGAUUGCCGACAAGCCCCCUGCAAGGGAGUCACUGUUAUCACUGCGCCGGGUCAGGAGACUGAGCCUCUAUGCCAAUCGCGAAGUCAUUUCAUCGUCGGCUCUCGACAGGUUGGCCAGCGUCUUCUGGAUCACCCCCGGUGUUCCUCUUGCCCUCCCAGUCAGGGGUGGCUACAGAAUGGACGACUGCAUCCUCCGAGAAGGGACUGGCCGCCACAAGAGGGCCGUCGGUGCCUACCAGGAUGACAAGCACGGUGGGCCUAUGGGUUACGGAUUCCUUGAGAUGGUUGAGCUCGCCCGCAUCGGCAGAUACUUGGAGAAGGGGGCCAUUCUCGACCGAUAUCAAAACAAGGUGUGGUAG